AUGUCAUUGCCAUACUACGACACGCCAAUUCGCAAAGUGAAGUUUUCUCUCAACGAUUUGAUGAUGGCAAACGCUAAGACGCUCGAGCUUUAUAACGUUAUUCUUAACGCUAAAGACAUGAACCACUUUUUCAAAUUGUGGAUGAAAAAUAAAUGUAAUCCUCGACUGGAAUACUUAGAAGUGAGGAUAAACGGCAAUAUCAAUAACGAUUUCCUCCUGAAAGGAUUGAAAACAGUUCCAGUUCCCGUUGAAACAAAAAAAACAUUCCAAGUUUUGGGUAACGUACAACAGCUACGUUUGGAUGAGAAGAUUACCGCCGAAUUUGAUAUAACAAGAGUCGACGGGAGAACAGCAACAAUCAGAAUGUCAACUUUUGGAACAGUUUAUUUCUACGUUUGGCCAGAAUCUACUAAUCUUGAGCCAAUAUCUCGCGAUUCCAUCGAUCUCGUAGUGAAUUCCCACGAUAUUGAGAUGAGGAUUGCUGAUCUGACACUGCAUUUUUACGGAAACGUAUCGGAGACAGUUUGGAUGUCGCAUCGCAACAAAUUGGUUGAUUGGAAAAAUGCCGGGUUAUCGACUAAACAAUUGAUCCAGAGGGUUCUCGCAGUGACAAAGUGUACAUCUCUGAGAAAACUGAUACUCAGAGGGGAACCAGACUACGAUGUGUUCUCUAUUCUUGAUGUAGUUACUAAAGUUUCUUGCCUCCCAAUCCCCUCCAACUGUUCAAACACUUUUGCAACACAAGCACUGCAAGUUCUCUCGCCAGUCACUUCAGAGAUCACUUUGUUCAAACUUCCCUUUUCGAGCCGAGAAGAAUUCCAGAGACUUUGGAUGGGGAUUGUGGAAUGUUUGAGUGUCUACAACGAUGAUCUAUCAAGAUUUCAAUUCAAUAUUAAUGAUCUUCUAGCAUCGAACGCAAUCAAACUUGAGUUGUGCGAAGUCAAAAUGAGUCUGAGAGACCUCAACCGCUUCUUUUCUAGCUGGUUGAACAAUACAUCUAAUCAUCGGUUGAAUCAUCUAUCAGUGAAGUUACUUGGGCAUUUCAAUGAAGACGUUCUUCUGGAUGAACUAGAUGCUAUUCGGUUCACUGAAGAACGGACUAGAGAGUUCCGAUCAACCAGCACGUUUCCUAAAUUCAGAUAA
Caenorhabditis remanei is the source of this 1143-nucleotide messenger RNA. RefSeq lists its product as uncharacterized. NCBI's taxonomy places the organism in Eukaryota, Metazoa, Nematoda, Chromadorea, Rhabditida, Rhabditidae. The transcript has 2 exons. Bases 1 to 1143 code for a protein of 380 amino acids. The record is from RefSeq and is a predicted model, not a curated record.